GGUACGACCUUAGCCCCCUGUCCCCGUUUCCAUCUUCUGCUUAUCCGGAUUUCGCCAGUUACUACGCUAACAAAUACGAGGCCACUUUAACCACCAUGGACCAACCAUUAUUGGACGUGGAUUUCACCGUUUUGCGACUCAAUUUGCUAGUUCCGCGUUACAUAAAUUCUCGUGGUUAUUGUCUACCAUGCACGACGGAUGCACGCAAACGAGACAAACGAGAGAACCUGACGCACAAACAAAUUCUGAUUCCAGAGCUGUGUUUUCGCCAUCCGUUCCCUGCCUCUGGUACGUUCGCCUCACUGCUAUGGAACCCCUACCACCACCGCCUGUGUGCUGGUAUCGCUUCUCUCAUUCCCAUUCCAACAUCGGUCAUUGUCAUUAUCAUCGUUUGCCUCGCGCAACAGCGUUACAACUCUUCGCUCGUAAUCUUUGUUUCUGUUCUUUUUUAUGGUGUCUUGGUGCUGAAACCGAUCCUUAUCGCACAAUAUUUCUUGGGGGUUGUAGCAUUACUUUUUCUCUUCCAGACUAUUGGGCGAACUCACGGUCUUGGUAUGCACUUUCGGCCUUGUUUCUGCAACUCCUUUGGCCCUUGAGAGACGCUACCUAGUGUUUGUUUUAUUAUAUGGUUGCUGCUUUCGCCAUCACUCUGCUUUUCCACAUACAGCUUGCCGUAUUCCAGAAGUGUCACGUCUGCGAGUCUCUUUUUUUUUUCUCCCCAGUCUGGCGAAAGGCGGUGUGUCUCCCUAGCGUACUCUACCGAUUACACAGUCUUCUUUUGGCAGAAGAGCUUCGCCGUCGGAUAGCAUAUGAGACUGGUCUUGGGCGAGCGCGCCUGCCCAAACAAUGUAAAACAAACGGACGGGAUUCUCAGGAGGACCAAGCUUUGUUUGAACCUCUUCGUUUGGUUUUCCCUCUACAAAUACAACAGCCCGCCACAGGGGAUGAGUGCGGGCCCAGGAGGUCCGAGACUAACCUGGACACCGGUUCCGGGCGUCGUGGGUGUCGUGAACACACGCCUGCUCCGAAGGAUUCUAACUCUCUUGCAUCUGGUAACCUCGACAAAUCUAACUCGAUUGAGGAUGCAGAUGUAACGAUCGACAAAAAACUACCUCCGUCUGAAGCCCAGACACAACAUGACACUCCAGCCGAACCAGUAUUCGUCAAACUGCGGGCACUUCCCGCCACAGCUGCCAUCACAUCGGGUGGAUUGUCGACUGUGGAUGGCAGUGUGAAUUUGGAAUCUUUACUCGAGGAGACGAAAGUUAUUGAACUUGAUGAUGGUGAGUUUGUCCUGGAUGUUCUGCAGGCAUCCUCAUGUGCUCGUCUCCUUCUCAGCACGAGUUCGGGUUCAUCUUUCUACCAUAUAACUUUGUGCAUUGUUCCGGUACUUCGCAGCGCGUCAUGUCGCCUUGUUUUGCAUGUGGUGUGUUUUGCAUUGGAGUAUACCGGUUAUUGA
Dicrocoelium dendriticum is the source of this 1459-nucleotide messenger RNA. Lineage: Eukaryota; Metazoa; Platyhelminthes; Trematoda; Plagiorchiida; Dicrocoeliidae. The record is from the annotation of a GenBank genome assembly.